AAAUCUAGACCAGAUCAGCCAGGUCUUUCUUCUCCAUAGUGAUUUUCUGCUUGUAUUUUAACAUUCGAAACAAACAACCUUGACUCAAAUCAGAUUUUUAUAUCAUAUCUAAUAUAUAUGAUAUUCAAUCCGUUGCUCUGUUUGAUUGUUUUUCCCUGCGCUUGUUUGACGAUCUUUCAAGCUUCCUGCUGAGAAAGGAGGGAGCGCCUGGUGAUACAGCAAAGCCCAGAUCCUGUAGAGCCCACGGAAAGGAAUGGUGUCCUUUCAGUUCCCAUUCAAGCAGGUCAUUUUGACAGGUUCGUGCUAAAGAACGUCCAGGAACAAUGAAUUUAUUGCCAACCAACCCUCACGGAAAUGGACUUCUGUAUGCUGGAUUCAACCAAGAUCACGGAUGCUUUGCAUGCGGGAUGGAAAAUGGCUUCAGGGUGUACAACACAGAUCCUCUCAAAGAAAAAGAAAAACAAGACAUGGCGGGGGAACGAAAGUUUCUUGAGGGUGGAGUCGGGCAUGUUGAGAUGCUCUUUCGAUGCAACUACCUUGCACUCGUUGGAGGAGGCAAGAAACCCAAGUAUCCACCUAAUAAAGUGAUGAUCUGGGAUGACCUGAAGAAAAAGACCGUGAUUGAGAUUGAGUUUUCUACAGAAGUCAAGGCUGUUAAGCUACGAAGAGACAGAAUUGUGGUGGUGUUGGAUUCAAUGAUCAAAGUCUUCACUUUCACACAUAACCCUCACCAGCUGCAUGUGUUUGAAACAUGCUACAACCCUAAAGGUCUGUGCGUCCUGUGUCCGAACAGCAACAACUCUUUGCUCGCAUUUCCCGGCACCCACUCUGGACACGUGCAGAUAGUAGACUUGGCCAACACAGAGAGGCCUCCAGUGGACAUCCCUGCCCACGAGGGAGCUCUAUGUUGCAUCGCCCUUAACCUCCAGGGCACUCGGAUAGCCACGGCUUCAGAAAAAGGGACUCUGAUCAGAAUAUUCGACACCUCUGCGGGUCACCUGAUUCAGGAGUUAAGACGAGGAUCGCAGACUGCCAACAUAUAUUGCAUUAACUUCAACCAGGAUGCAUCUCUCAUCUGUGUGUCGAGUGAUCAUGGGACUGUCCACAUAUUUGCUGCAGAAGAUCCCAAAAGGAACAAGCAGUCAAGCUUGGCCUCAGCCAGUUUCCUACCUAAGUAUUUCAGCUCCAAGUGGAGUUUCUCAAAGUUCCAGGUCCAAUCUGGCUCACCCUGCGUCUGUGCCUUUGGAACCGAGCCCAAUGCAGUCAUAGCCAUUUGUGCUGAUGGCAGCUAUUACAAGUUCCUAUUCAACCAAAAAGGGGAGUGUUCCAGGGAUGUAUAUGCCCAGUUCUUGGAAAUGACUGAUGAGAAGAUCUGAGCACAAGCCAUACUUGGAUUCAAUUGAUUUUCUUUUUUUCUUUGUCUUUAUUUUUUCCCCCUGACAAUUUGAACAAUGUCAGAGGAACAACUGCGUGUGGCGUUCCUGACUAAGUGACUCCCCGAUGCAGGAAGACUAAGAGAUCUGUAAUCUCACUAGCCAGUUUUUAAAGAACACAAAAGACACUCUUGACAACUGAAGAGGUGGAUGAAUAAACGGACUGCAGUCAUUCGGUGGAGUGAGAAGAGGGGAAACUAUUUUUUGAACGAAAACAGUUGCUUUUUAAAAGGUCUUCCAUACGAACUGCUCUUUUAUAAUCCUAAAGUCCACUUUAGAAAUUUGUCCACUAACUAACCUACUAUAGUGAGUGCCUCUGUCGUUACUGAAGAGGAAAGGUCGAGCGUACGCUUAUUCAUCGGUCACACUAAUGUAUGUGCAUAACAUUGGUAGCCUUAGAUUUUGUUUUACACGGUGUAUAACGAAAGAAAAAAAAAACAAUGCUCGGCAUAUGUAACUGCAACAAUAUUCUACAGAACAACAAUUACAUUGUAGAUAUGGUUUAUUUUUUAUUUUCGUUCGUUGUUGAUUACAUGUAUGUGCACUUUUCCUUCAUUUUUAUCACGUGUUGAGAAUGAAUCCUUCAGAACAAAUGUAGUAUUUGCUCAGUGCAUUUUAAUUAUACGUGCAUUUAAUAGCCAUGUGCGUUUCACAAAUGGAUUACAGAUCACAGACACAGAGAACCAUCCUAUUAAAGCAGAAAUUGAUCCUUGUACUAUAAAACAUCAAAAAUGAUAAUUUGGGUUGUUAUUAUUCUAUCAUCGUUAAAUUGGGUGUAGGGCAGCUGGGAAAGCGGAGAGAUGAGAGAAUGGGAUUCAUUUCAAUCUUUUUGUUUUUUCCCAACCCUACUAAUGUUUGAGCGAAACUCUACCAAAGUGCCCAACGGUAACACCUAUAUGCUUGAACUGUGUUCAUUUAAUCGCAUUUCUUUUUUCUGAUUUUCCAACUCCGUUGCAUACGAGCUUAUUUGCGUUUGUCGUGAUUGUAAACGUAAAAGUGAUUACACUUUAUUUUGCAGCGUUAAACAUGCUGCGAUGUAAUGUAACGCCAUGACUGAGUUACACAGGGAUACACAGCUCACGGUGUAUCAUGUAACACAUUAAACACGAUUGUAAAAUCGA
Molecule: messenger RNA, 2554 nt
Organism: Silurus meridionalis
Lineage: Eukaryota; Metazoa; Chordata; Actinopteri; Siluriformes; Siluridae
Gene: wdr45b
Product: WD repeat domain 45B
Exons: 11
Coding region: 324-1376 (350 amino acids)
Biological process (GO): nucleophagy; protein localization to phagophore assembly site; protein lipidation
Cellular component (GO): extrinsic component of membrane; phagophore assembly site membrane; cytosol
Molecular function (GO): phosphatidylinositol-3-phosphate binding; phosphatidylinositol-3,5-bisphosphate binding; protein binding
Source: RefSeq, a predicted model, not a curated record